This is a messenger RNA of Labeo rohita (rohu), 8384 nucleotides long. It is a transcript of the gene gjd1b, whose product is annotated as gap junction delta-2 protein. The coding region runs from base 875 to 1789 and encodes 304 amino acids. Gene Ontology annotation, biological process: cell communication. The transcript has 2 exons. The record is from RefSeq and is a predicted model, not a curated record. Gene Ontology annotation, cellular component: connexin complex. Lineage: Eukaryota; Metazoa; Chordata; Actinopteri; Cypriniformes; Cyprinidae.
GCGAACAGAGUGGAGGGAGGGAGAGGAAAGCAGAAAAUGAGAGUGUGGCAAGACAGCGGCUCAUAGUGACAGCAGGGGCAGAGGGAGGCAGAGCGAGCAAGUGAGCUGGGGAAGAGAAAACUGACAGUGGGGGGAAAAUGCAGGAAAGACACAGAAGCUGAGCUGGCGGAGGAGAAAACAAGAGAAUACAGCCAAGGCUAGAUAGGAUAAUUAGGAAGCAACAGUGAGGAAACAGAGAGAAAGUGUGCAAAUUGAGUGAUUUGUCCAAAUGUGUCUGUGAUGUUCAGCUGGCGGUGCUUAAAUCGCAGCGUGGAGUGUGUUUGCGUGAGCGCGUCUGAUUGUGCUACCAGUACUGCCUGGAAAACGUGCUUGGUGGAUUAUGAGAGAUCAAGAAGAGGACGAUUGUGUGUGUGUGUUAGAGAGUGUGUGUUUACUGGUGAACAAAAGGGCUAGGUGCAGUUUGAACGUGAGUGUGCGUGUUUAGAUGGCAAAAGCGUGCAGCCGGAGAGUUGCUUGAGGAAAGGGAAAAGACCGUGCAGACAGUUAAAGCACUUGAGGAUGCCAGGGCAUUCAGGGACAAACAUAGCUCUCAGAUAUUGCACUCUCAACGUAACUGCCGUCUGAGUACUUCAGACCCAACGAGGGAAGGCAAACCAAUAAACAGAGACCGCUGAAGGCAGAUAAGGCGAAACUAUGGGAGCAUGUGUCAUUUUGAGCCACCAGCGGAACUAUUUGUAGGACCAAAGGACCACCUCUGUUGCUGCUGACUACCUCAAAGGGUAAAGCUACGAAGACUGUAGGGUUUCUUUGGAGGUCUACGUGAAGGGGUUCAUUAUAGUGUCCAGUGAUCCCUUGAUGUCUUCAGCACCCAGCCAUGGGAGAGUGGACCAUUUUAGAGCGCCUCCUGGAGGCCGCUGUGCAGCAGCACUCUACAAUGAUUGGAAGGAUUCUACUGACGGUUGUGGUGAUAUUCCGUAUCCUGAUUGUGGCCAUCGUAGGUGAAACCGUCUAUGAGGACGAGCAGACCAUGUUUAUCUGCAACACCCUCCAACCUGGUUGCAAUCAGGCCUGCUACGACAAGGCCUUCCCCAUCUCCCACAUCCGAUACUGGGUCUUCCAGAUCAUCCUUGUUUGCACACCCAGCCUGUGCUUCAUCACCUAUUCCGUGCAUCAGUCGGCCAAACAGCGUGACCGUCGAUACUCCUUCCUCUACCCAAUGAUAGAGAAAGACUACAGUCGUGAGGGUACCCGCAAACUACGCAACAUUAAUGGCAUUUUGGUGCAACAUUCUGACAGCGGUGGUGGAAAGGAUGAACCUGAUUGCUUAGAGGUAAAGGAGAUCCCAAACGCUCCAAGAGGCCUCCUGCAUAGCAAGAGCUCCAAGGUACGACGACAAGAAGGCAUCUCUCGCUUCUACAUAAUCCAGGUGGUGUUUCGCAACGCACUGGAGAUAGGCUUCUUGGCGGGACAAUAUUUUCUGUAUGGCUUUAGCGUCCCGGGUAUCUUUGAGUGUGACCGCUACCCCUGCCUGAAAGAGGUGGAGUGCUAUGUAUCACGGCCCACCGAGAAGACGGUCUUCCUAGUGUUCAUGUUUGCAGUGAGCGGUAUCUGCGUCGUGCUCAACCUUGCCGAGCUCAACCACCUCGGCUGGAGGAAAAUCAAGGCUGCCAUUCGAGGUGUGCAAGCCCGCAGGAAGUCCAUCUGUGAGAUCCGCAAAAAGGACAUGGCCCACCUGUCACAACCGCCCAACCUGGGCAGGACCCAGUCCAGUGAGUCUGCUUAUGUCUGAUCUCCUUUCACCCAAAUAUGGCGUCACACGGAGUGGAGCAGAGAGUGGAAUGCUAAAAUGACAAGGCGGUUAUGGUACUUGUGCAAAUGUUUAUAAUGCCAAAGGGGGAGGGGCUCCACAUAGACACACCCCUUUCCCACAAGCCACUCCCUCCCUCUUUAUAGCUUAUUACAAUGUUUGAGGAGGUUUGCACAAUGUUAGGUUUCUGGAACAGUAUGUGAAGACAGAGCAAUUUUCGAAAGUCUCAAACACAAGGAUCAGUGGAAGGGUGAUAUGAGGAGGUGAUGGAUGUCCAACAGAGAAUCUGGGUAUGUUUUCCCACUUUUCUCCCUCUCACGUUUUGGGGAAAGAGGAAAAAGAAGGAUAGUUAGCAGAAGAGCAUAGCAUGACAAUAACCUCCCACUUUCCUCAACCGUUGUCACUGAGAUGGUGCCAGAAGAAGAAUACUGUUUAGGUUUGCUCUCCUGGCAGUCAAUCGGCCUAAAACAAACAACGGGUGGGAUAUAAACAUUGUUACAGCAGUGGCACCUUCACUUUGACAUUUGAUUGAACAAACAUUAGAAUUUUUUUUUGUAAUCUCUCUCUGGUCGUACAAGACCAGGGGGAUGAUUAUUACCUCUGCGCAAAGUGUGCCCUUCCACAAAGACAUCCACUGUUACGUGUUCCAGUUAAAUAAUCAUCCCUAUUGUGGUGCAUGAAUGUGUGUUUAUAUGUAUGUAUGUGACCAAAGUUAGAAGAUUUUAGAGACUGCAGAAUCCUUUUUGUUCAUUUUAAGAUUAUAUGUUUUUUUUUUUUUCCUGCAAAGGUUGGUGCCAUUAACAUAAAUGUUUAUUUCAGAAUAUUAUUUAAAACAUUGUUAAAAGUUUAUUGCAAAGUUAAAUCUUUAUUUUUAUUGGGAAUGGGAGCCAACCCUGCUGAAAAGAAUUCCAAUGCUGGUCCAAAGCUGGUUUAUGCUGAUUAUUGCUGGUUUAACGUGGAGAAGCAUAGCCAUGCUGUGCACCAGCCAAAAAAAAAAAAAUGCUAAGUAACCAGCAUGGUCUUUCUGGUGAACGUGAUUAUCAAAGAAAAUCUUGUUUGUUAUGAUAAAUGCUUGAUGGGGACACCCGUAAAUAGAAUUGAAGAAAUGUUUUCAUGUUUCUAUCAGAUUUUUAAUAUAAAAAAAAUUAGCAUAAAGGUAUCUUUCAAAGGCAUGUUUUAUCUGUCAGACUUUUGAAAUUGAUGUUCAUUGUGUGUAAUUAGGAAAAAGGAUCAAUUGAUAGUGUUUUUAUUAGUUUUUCUUCUCGUCACGUGUUUCGGCAUGCCUUUACUAUUAAGAAAAGAACAAGCUUAGAAAAAUAUAUGUAUGCAUUGCACUUUGUGGGAUGGGAAGAGUGGAUAAAAGGAGAAACUCACUCUGGGAAGGACAUUAGUGGUGGGAAAGUGAGCUUUUUGAGAAUUGGUCCAUCCUAAAUAAGAUCAAUGACGAGUACGUAAGUAUGUGCGUGUAUGUAGCAGUGAUCCCCUGUGUGCCUUUGUUUACACAGUGUGGGUUAAAUCAGGGUGUAACUUCUCUAACAAAAAAAACAUUCGAGUUGUCAUUCAGCCAAUUUUAGCACUUGCUUAGGCCCACUAAAGUAAGUACUUGUGCCUACACCACCUUGACUCCAUUCUGCACGUGCAUAUAAAACAACCCAGUGUAGACAGAACACAGUGCAACUAACACGGACCAGCUCGUGACAUAACGCAGAGACAGAAAACACUGUCAGAGAAGAUGCAGAGAGAAUGAGAGGAAAUUGCAGACGCCCUUCAAAAGCAACACAAUUGUCCUGACUUAGGCAUUUCUUGCAGAAAAAGUCCUUCACAGGAAAGCGUGUGUUUAUGUCUAGCUUGACAUGAAGUGCAGUUUAGCCGCAAUUUUGAUUCAGGCCAGAAGUCAGUGUGAGGAUGGAUAUUGUCGUUUACAUCUAAACUGAAUGAGAGGUAUAAAAUGGGCCACAUUUAUGAGGUGUCCAAUGCAUGUCACAUUUGUUUUACUGCAAAUGUAAACAACUCGUAAAUGAUCCGUAAAAACUUAGAAGCAAUUGUGGACUUUUCUGUACUUCCUGCAAGACAUGAGCAAGGAUUUCUGCGAUUACAUUUAGACCCAGGGUACAAAAUUAACACUCACCAAGCGGCAAAUGUGAUUGCCUAGUACAUGAACGAAGCUACUUGCCAGUUUAUUAGGAACUGCAACAGUACUGCAAUAAUCUGACCACUUCAAAGUGAUGCAAUUCAAAGACAUACGAACUACUGCUGUUGUUUUUCAUUUAAAUGCAAAUACAGUUUCAUGGCCAUUAAUAAAUAUUUAGGGCUGGUACACAUGCUAAGUUCAACCUGUCAUUAGCCAGCAUGGUGAAAAGUUCAUUUUGGACCCUGUUUAUACACUCUAAAAAUAUUUAUUAAACAGCAUUUUUGUAGCACAGAACUAUUUCACUGAAGUUUAAACAAAACAAAAUGCCAAUUAAAUAGUUUGAAAAAAUAAAAAUAAGAAUACUAUACAAGGCUUUUUUUCUCAUUUUUAACUUAAUCAGAAUAAAUAAAUAAUACUGUGUUAUGGAUAAAAGAAAGACUUAACAAUCUUUCCUAACACCAAAGUUUGAUUGUACCCUCUGUAGAUCUAAAUAUUGGGAACACUUUAACAUGUAAAUUAUAAGGGACUAUAGCCAUUAUUGUGUAAAAAGAAAAUGCAUUUCUACACUUGGUACCAAGCACAUCCUACAUUUGUCUCUUUUCUUACAAUGUACCUUCUCCUGUGUUAGAGAAUUCCAGUUCUUUUAUCUGAUCUACGAAAGUACUAACUCUACCAAAAUCAUAACCUCUGUAACUAUGCAGCAUUAAAGGGCAUCUUUUACAAGCACGUCAUUUUCAAGUCCAGUUCAGAGAUUAUGAAGAUUGCUUCCCCAAGUGAGAACUUCUUCAUGUGCUUGCAUCAAUCCACUCUUCUCCUCAGUCUAUUUUUAUAAAACCUAUAUCAGAGUUUAAAUACUAGACAAAAAAGAACAUCAGAUUUUGUUUUUUCUUCUUCUUUUUUUUUUAUUCCAGCUUGUGAAUUAUGUUUAUGUGUGUUAAUCUUUUUACAGUGCUGUAAUAUGAUGGUUAAUAGGGAAACCGCAGGGGGAAUUUAAAGACUAGAAUUAGGAAUUGAAGUAAAAAUGUGGCUUUACUUGCCAAAGUUUGUUAUAUGCAACAUCAUAACUAAUUGGGUUUUGGUGAAUGGGUUGUUCAAUUACUGUAAAGCAUGUGUAGUGAUAUGGAAAGCAUGUUUUUGUUCUUUUUUUAUGAAACAGAAAAGCAGGGACAAUGGCAUGGUUAAAUCAGAAAACUGAGUAAAAUGGCAAAUUUUCAGCAAAUGAAUGGGCCAACUCUAAAGUUGAUAGCAGGUUUUUUUAAAGUACACAGACUGCAAACUUGUUACAAACUUAUGCAACACUUAAUUUUCAGCACAAACUUUUGUGACGAGCGAAGUAUUUUUAUGAUUACAUGCAUACUGUAGUCACUGCCAGAUGAUUUUGUACAAAAUACAAAAAGCAACCUGUGUUUAAUUGACAAUAGAGGUCGACCGAUAUUGGAUUUUACCGAUAUCGAUAACUAGGUUGGACCACACUGGCCGAUACCGAUUAAUCGACCGAUAGUUUUUAAAAAAAGGAUACUGAACGGAAAAUAAAUAAUGCUCCACUAAAAAAAAAAAUAAAAAAGUAGCUUACUGAACCAUACUUUGUAAAUGAAUACAAAUAUUAAUAUUAAUUAUACAUUGAUCAUUACAGUUAGUUAAUUGUUCAUUAAUGUUAACAAAAGCAACAACAUUUUUUUAAAUACAUCAGUGAAUGCUGAAAUUAACACACUCUAACAAGGAACAAUACUUCUAUUCUACAGCUUUUAUCAAUCUUAAUGUUACAAAUGGACUCAUAUUGUAAAGUGCUACCAAUACAUCAACAAUCAAGCUAAAGAUGGCCAUCUUUGAAUAUCUACACAAAGGCCACAGUACUGAAAUUGCAUACAUAUGGAUAUUGUGUACUUUCACAAUUUAACUGCUUCUAUUCUAGAACAUUUGUGGUUAUGUAAUCAAAAUAUAAAAUAUGUUAGUCACACAACAGGCAAAAGUACAGCACCGCGUCUAGAAGAACUCGCAGCUAUCCGGUAUAACACACACUGGACACGUCGCAUUCAAUUCAAGCGGCGGUCCACAAGACUUUAUUUGAUCAUCAAAUGGGCAAAAGUAUUCUGCUGUCAUUUCUCUACUAAUGCAGCAUCUAGUCAACAAAUUCAUCGCUUAGUAAUGACAUGAAAACAUGCACUACAGUACACACCGUUUGGUUGUCGAUGUUUUAAAUCCGCCUUUGAAGUGUCCCGCUCUGUGCAGCGAGCAGUGUCACGCGUCUAAACAAACGAGGCCACUCUUGUGCUGUAUAACAAAGACUAUAGGGACUUUGCUGUAUAAUGACGACAUUGUCAGCCGCUCCAGCAACGGACCCAACCUGGAAAAAACUAUCGGCAUGGAUUUUUGCCGAUAACCGAUAGUUCCGCCAAUCAACUAUCGGUGCCGAUUAAUCGGCAAAACCGAUACAUCGGUCGACCUCUAAUUGACAAUAUGACCUUAAUCUACUGCCACUGGUCAUCAUCUAAAAUUUGAGAUGAGACAUUAACUGUUGAUAUUUGAAAAAGUCAUAAUGGUAAUUAAACACCUAGAAAACAGUGUGCCAGUGCACAUGAAAAAAAUAAAAAAUGUCUCAGGUGGCAGAUUUUUAAAAAACGACCUUUUCAAAUUACAUGUUCUAAGUGUUUCUACAAUUAUUAUUCAGUGUACAGUAUCUUUGCAAAACCCAGUUGAAAGUUUGCCCAUGUUUUAUAGAGCUGUUAAACAAAAAAUUCCUGAAUAAAUUGUAAAUCGUUUGAUAGCAGUGAAUCUUUUACAAACAUGUUUUCAGGAUAAAUACAGUGAAUAUAAACAGAAUAAUGCUCAAACAUCAGUCUAACGAGUCCUGGAAGUGCCAAAAGAUUUUUACCGCAAUCAUGCUAUACAUAUAAAAUAAUGAAUACAACAGAGUCAAGUUCAUUCCCCGUUAGCUCAGGAAAAAAAAAUCAUUCUAAUCUCACGUUAAUCCUUUUUGAAUGAUCAUCACAUGUCCCAGAAUGCUCUCUGAGUGUCUGCCAGAAAUCACGGCACCCACAGUCACCAGUGCCCGUGUCCCAACUGCACUUUUCCAUUGCCAACUCAGGUUUUCCUAUAAAGCUCUGGCUCAUGAUCAAUCCCUCAUUUCAUCAAGGACAGUUAAAUGAGAUGAUGCCGUGUUAGUCUGUUGUCCUUUGCUUAAUAACCACUGUUGUGUUUCCAAACUGCUCAAAAGAAGUCAUCCUUAAGUUGUAAUUCACAUAGGGUUCAAUUUUCCUUUCUCCUUAUAAAACGGCAUUACAAAACUGGUGUGGUAUAGAACUUCAACCAGUUAAAACUCCACGUGUGCUGCCAGGGGUGUUUGACACCCGCUGCACAAGCCGUACUAAUCUCUCAGGAAUAAGAAGAGUCGCCGCUCCUAAUCACUCCCAGCUGCUUACACGGCCGUAUAAACAGUGGAUUAGCACUUGGCAAAGGCAAAAGGGCAGACGACUCAUCCAUCCUUCGUACCUGUACCAUCACAGGACAAAUCACAUCAACACAUGCCGCUAUAACUCAGGAUCUGUGCAAAGGCGCCAAUCCUAAAAAACAACGUUUAUACACAGAGAGAGUAGCAUGAGAAAUCAGGAGUCCGUUCGACUAACCAGGGAAACAUUAUUACAGGAGAACUGCAGGAACAUUACAGUUAAUCACAAUUAGCCAUAUGAAACAUAUUGAAGUGAGGUGUUCUUGGGGGGUCAAAACCAUCCCCUUGGUUCUAUUGCUCAUUUAGAAAAACGUUACAGUUCAACAAUUACAAGAUUCUGAAAAAAACAUUUAGCAGGUGUUAGACUUGUAUUAUCGCAACGUUCCCCUCACACCAUAUGCCAUGUGAUAACGGGUAACGGCGCUACCUGCGGCUGAAUGUUACAGCCACGUCCUUCAGAGAUUAUACAUAUUUAUGAGGGCAAUGUGCAACCCUUUAAUCCACUAUGAAAUCAACUGUCUGAUUACUUUAUCUAAUUAAAAUGGGAUAGAUUGUGUGCAUGGAAUAGGAUUUGUUAAAUUAUCUUCUUUUAAAUCAGAUUUUCUUUUUUUAUUUUGUUUUUAUUUUGUCUUAUUUUCUGUGUGGAAAUGAUAGGCAAAGGUCAACGCACAAUUUUGUUCAACUUAAUGUGCAAAAUGUGACGUUCCUGAAAUAUCAAACAGGUGCUGCUAAAAGCUAUACAGAUCUUACUGACAGCUGUACAUCAAUUGUCAAGUCCACAAAUGCCACCAUAUCUCUUAGCCCUGUUUUGAUCUCUUUCAUAGUUUUUGCAAAAUUUAAUCCAAAUAAACGAUUCUUACUUGCUUCUAAUUUCUGUAAGGAAGUCUGUUGUUUGGGACACAGAUUUCUAUUUUGUAACUGACCUUAUUUGAAGGUUUUCUUUCUAUAUGUUUCUGACUUGUGGAUUGUGUACAAUUACUUAAUUAAACACCUUGAAUGAG